AUGAUCACAAAUAAAAUCUUGUAUAAUAAAAAAAUUAAUGUAAAAGUCACUACACCCGAUGUCGCAGGAACUUUGAUGGGAUCAAAAGAAGUGAAACUUUACGGAGGAGCUAUAACAUGCCAAAUUCCUUCAUUAUUUGAAGAUUUAUGUGGAUUUCUUCCCGUUCCUGAUAAUCAAGAAGUCUUUGUAUAUCAUUUUAAUGUAAAUAAUAACUCUUCUUCAAGUUCACUGACCUAUGAUUUCGUUUUAUCCUUCGAGAUUCUGGAAUAUUUGCAAGACCAUGACGAGUUAGCUGCUGGAAGGAAACUUUUUGAGGACCUCGCCUCGACUAACGAGUCUAGGAAUUCGGAAAUAGAAAAUAUUUACGUGGGUCAGUGUGUAAACUUAGGACUCCCCGAGAUGUUUCCUUGUGUUUCUCUUUCAGGGACAAUGGAAGUGACACGCUCAAGAAACAGAACUGAGGAUUUCCAUAAGGUAAUUGUUCUUUUGUACGACGUUAGAAUGCCAAGUAUGUUCCCCUUAGUAUACCAGAGAUUAGGAUAUAAAUGCGAAUUCAUGGUCACAUAUACUUACCCGGUUGACUCCGGAGUGGGAAUUUCUGAAAACAAAAAGAUUUUUGAAGACAUUGUAAAAACCAUUAGAGUCCUAAACACAAAUCUAUUCCCAGCUUAG
Messenger RNA from Theileria annulata, 672 nucleotides. RefSeq lists its product as uncharacterized. NCBI's taxonomy places the organism in Eukaryota, Apicomplexa, Aconoidasida, Piroplasmida, Theileriidae. Bases 1 to 672 code for a protein of 223 amino acids. The transcript has 5 exons. The record is from RefSeq and is a predicted model, not a curated record.